This is a messenger RNA of Rhipicephalus microplus (southern cattle tick), 3739 nucleotides long. RefSeq names its product disintegrin and metalloproteinase domain-containing protein mind-meld (gene mmd). The record is from RefSeq and is a predicted model, not a curated record. Gene Ontology annotation, biological process: proteolysis. NCBI's taxonomy places the organism in Eukaryota, Metazoa, Arthropoda, Arachnida, Ixodida, Ixodidae. Gene Ontology annotation, molecular function: metalloendopeptidase activity.
GAUCGAUCUCGGGUUGGGGAGCGCGGUCUCAUGGUGGCGCACAUCGCCGUACGGCCGCCGCAGCUCGCUUGAGCUCACGGCUGCUCCGCAGCGGCCGCCAUUUUGAUCGUCCGUCCCAUGGCGGCGCGGCAGCGUGAUGAGGAGCGCACCUAGUCGCCGGCCAUGCAGCCACCCGUCGGCGAGUUGCUCCUCGUGCUGCUGCUCUGCCACGCGGCUCCCUCGCCGCUGCUCGCCGCCCGACGGUACACUAGGGAGGCAGAUUCGGCCUUUGAUGAGCUUCCAGACAACAGCCGGUUACUAGUGGUGGACCGGCUGAAGCGGUACCCGGAGAAUGAGCGACUUAUUGCUAGCAUUCCGAGCCGCAUCUAUGAGGUGAUCUACCCAGUUCAGGUGCGCCACCACCAGAAGCUGGGCAUUUCCACCAGAGACACUACAGCAAACAAGACAAACAAGCAUUUUCAUCAAACAUCAUUGCUCAUCAAGGCAUUUCACUACAAAUUUCGUUUGGAACUUGAGCUCAAUGACUACCUUCUUGCCCCCAAGAUGCUCCAGAAGCACCUCCAUAUUGAUGGCAUCUGGCAGCUGUCAAGUCAGGAGGUGGAGCACUGCUACUACCAUGGCACCAUCAAGGACUACCCCGGUGCCGUGGCUGCUUUUCGUACCUGCAGUGGAAUCAGUGGCAUCAUUCACAUUCGCAAUGAAACCUUUGUCAUCCAUCCAUUCUAUGGAGGAGACCUGUCGCGGGUCCACCCCCAUGUCAUCUACAAAUACUUCAACGUCAACAAGAAUCCCUACAUCUGUGGCAACUCACGCAUGCACGAGUGGGGCUUCAAACACUUCCGCAAGACUCUCCCAACUCUGCCCAGAUAUAAGACUAGAAUCCAGCCUCGGGCUGACAAGAGAGACGUACGAGAAGUGUACAAAUUUAUUGAACUGGCCCUUGUACUGGACCAAGCUAUGUUUGACGCCCGUAACAGCACCCGUACAGAGGUGAUGAGCGAUGCCAUACAAAUAAUCAACUGCGUAGACAUGUACUUUCGAACGGUGAAUACACGGGUUUCAAUUGUCUACCUGGAGACGUGGGCAACGGGGGACCAGGUGGAGCACACAACUGACAUUCGCCAAGCCCUGCUCAACUUCGUUGACUACUCCGCCAAGAACCUUUACAAGCAGGCUGUUGAUGCCACUCACUUGCUCACUGGUCGCCACUUUCCAAGUCGAGAGGUGGGCAUGGCCAUACCUGACACUGUGUGCACGGCAAAGGCAGUGGGAGUAAGCCAAGAUACAAAUGUGUACGAGCCCCAUCUAGUGGCCAGCACUGUGACACACAUGCUCGGCCACAAUCUCGGCAUGAGUCACGAUGAUGGUGGAAGCUGCCAGUGCCAGGACUCGUGGGGUUGCAUAAUGGGGCCUGGCAUUCUAGGAACCAACCAUAUCCAGCCAUACCACUUUUCAUCAUGCAGCCUGGAAGAGUACAUAAACGCGCUGCGCAUUGGUCAUGGCAUUUGCCUUUUCAACAAGCCUGGCCAGCUCGAAGACUUCCGCACCUGUGGCAACGGCAUCAAGGAACAGGACGAAGACUGCGACUGUGGCACUAUGGAGGAGUGUGCAAAGACUGACCCCUGCUGCGACCCGAUCACGUGCAAACUGCGUGUUGAAGCAAACUGUUCAGCAGGGCCAUGCUGUGAGAAUUGCAAGUUGCGUGCUGCUGGCCAGCUUUGUCGCAUUCCCGAGUCUGAAUGCGACAUUCCUGAGUUCUGUGAUGGCCACUCUGGCGAGUGUCCAGCCAACAUCUACAAGAAGGCUGGCCAGGAAUGCAAGAAAGGCAGUGGUUUCUGCUACCGAGGCAAGUGUCAUACGUCUGAUGAACAGUGCGAGUUCAUCUGGGGGUUUGGAGCACGACGCUCAGAUGAGAAAUGCUUUGGUGAGUUCAACGUGCAAGGCAGCAUGAGUGGCAACUGCGGUCCAGACGGACGGAAUGGCUACCUCAAGUGCAGCCGCGAUAACAUGAUGUGCGGCACCCUGCAGUGCCAGCGAGGUGCUCGGGCCCCGAUUGUGCUCGGCAUGGAGAAGCUCUACACUCGCACCAUCAUCUCCAUAGAGGGCUCCGAAUUUGAGUGCAAGGUAUCCACUGGGUCUCUUUCUGGGGACAUUCCGGACAUUGGCAUUGUUUGGGAUGGAACAAAAUGCGGAUCUUCCAAGAUUUGUGUGAACAAGUCAUGCCUUCCAGUUGAGCACUUCCGGGAGCUGGGAGUCUGCCCUAGCAACAACCUGGCACUCGCCUGCUCAGGCCAUGGUGUGUGCUCCAAUGUGAACACGUGCUACUGUGAUGAGGGCUACCUGGGGCCUGAUUGCAGCCAGCGGGCUAAUGCCACCGAGGCCCCGCCUGCGCUGGUUCCCCCUCCUGCUACAGAUGUCAUGCCACCAACACCUCCCACCGCCACAGAUGCAUCAAGCCGGUCCAACAAAAGCUCUAGGACAACAUCUUAUGUGGGCAGGAAGGAUGCUUUGAGCACUCCUUCGCUGGUGAUUGUCCUCGUGUCAGUGGUUGGUGGCGUCUUCAUCUUCUUUGCCCUCCUGGCCACUUGCUACAGGCGGAGUACCAUGCCCAAGCUAGAGCAGGCCCCAGGGGCGCCCAAGAAAGGCUCAACCCGACACAAGGCACCAAUGACUGCAGCCAAGAAAGAGCAUGAAGACGCUCCCGGACACCAUGCCUCGACCACCCUGGACAGCCGCAUCAUCACCUUUGGGAGCAUGCCUUCCUACAGGGAAGACAAGCUACAGGAGCUGAAGCGGAAGGAGCCAGAUGAAGCGGACGAGACGUUCAUGGAGCUUUCACCUAAAGACCUGGCCAAGGAUGGAGGCUGGCCACCACUGGCCUCCGCCACAGGGGGUGACACGCUGAGUGAGGUUGAGCGCACGCUCAAGAGCCUCAAUGGCUACCACGAGGAGAUCCUGGAGGCGCUGCACUCAGCCUCGUCACACGCGAGCCCAGGACAGGAUUCUAGGCGGGACCUACCACGUCCCGAGCCUUGCAUGGCCGAUCCUGCUGAGCCCAUCCGUAUCCGUAAUCUGGAAGACCUGCUGCGACAGCUUGAGCCCGGUCCUUUGGAGCCGAGUGGGUCGGAACGGCUGAGUGAGCCUGAGGCAGACCGGCACUACCUGGACGGGGGCUCGCCUUAUGGUCUGCGCUACCUGCUGGAGGAUGCGUACGCGCAGCCAGAUGAGGACGAUGAAGACGACGAGGAGAGCGAGGACACUGGGCGGGGUACGGAGCAGCAGCAGCAGCAGCAAACUGGUCCCACGCGGCGUCAGCGUUCGGCAAGUGAAGAGGCCCUGCCACUGGCAUUUCCAGCCGGUGCACUGCCCAGCCCACCGUCAGAGGAGUCCGGCUCCUUGGAGGAAACUUUUCGACCACCACCCAUGCUGCUGCCUGGACCACCCCCACGCCGCAUGCGACCCAAGAAGAAGUUUCCCGAGUACAAGAUGCCUCCCGGGGAUGCUCACCGGAGGAACUACUACAAGUGAGGCCGCGGCCGGGACCGCGGGGCGCCGCCGCCGACCCUGACUGCACUGCCGCCCCCUUCCCCAUCCACUCCACUGCACUAGUCGUCGUCAUCGUAGCGCGCCGCUAGUCUCAUUAAUCACACGUCAGCAGUGUUGAGUCUGUAGGCAUGCGAUGCUCUCUCUCCUUUGUACUCAUGGAUGCAUUAAAAUGACAACCCUUUCACUCUUUCUG